AUGGCCACCUCGGCGCGGCGCCAGCUCUUUCGGCGCUCCAAAGCGGGUUGCUGGAAUUGUCGCUCCAAAAAGAAGAAAUGCGACGAGCUUCGUCCUCAUUGUACACGAUGUAUCCGUGCUGGCGAAAACUGUCGCUACCCAGAUGCCAGUACAGAGUCGCUUUCUGAGUCCAACACCUCCAUGUCAGUCAAUGACUACGCCUCGCCCUCCAAGACAUCUUCGGCUUCAUUUCCCACCAGUCUGUCCAGCAUGCAUGCUGCACCCAUGCUUUCACGGUCAUCCUCCACGUCUGGCUAUUCAUCGCAGCCUCAUCACCCUCGUCACGGCCCUAGCUCACAUCAUCCUUACCAUCAUCAUCCCUAUGCAUCGCCAUCUGGUCCAGGUCCUAGCCAUGCACUACCGCCGCAACACCGAGACUACCACGCCCAGAGACCAUCAGGCUACCAGCGUCAUUCACCGCCGGCGCCUGUGCAAAAUGGUUCUCAUCAUCCCUAUCACCACGGGCCGCACAGCAACGCUCAUGCCCAACUCCCUCAGCAGCAGUUCCCACCUCCUCCUCUGUCAGCGAGUGCAGCUGCAGACUGGGACCACACUUCGCAGCAGCAUGUCUCCAAACGCACUCGUUACGAUGAGUUCUCCUCCUCAGCCUCUUCGACUUCGUCCAACCCAGCGUAUCAGGACGCUCGCGCACGUCAGCCAUUUGAUGCUCAUCACAGGAUCCCCUCCAACCAGAGCCAGACAAGCAGCAGGGGGAAGGCUCGUGUCACGCUUCCGUCCAUCUCACCGCAUCAGCCUAACUCUGUGGCCAUAGCCGCCUCAGCUUCACUCCCGCCCAUCCACACUGUAUCACCGCCGCAGCAUCGUCCCACCGCUUCCCCUGACCUUUCGACUCGUUCGGUCAACACGUCUCCGGACCAUCAUACGAGUCCUGUCUUUGCCAAUGGUCGACACCAGGGUCCAGUGACAACAGCUAGUGCAGAGUCGGUCGCUCCUGAUUCGCGCGUGUAUCCACCUUCCCACGAUGCAGCCAAUGUCAACUCCCUGCCUCCUCUGGCUCGCGUUUCUGACUUGCAGUCUCACGCAUCACCGAGUCCUUCGUCUCGCCUAACAUCAUCUUCGGGCGCUGCUUUGCCACGACAAAAGCUUGUUCUGGACUAUUCUUCCGCCGAGCUCGACCCGGAGCAGCUCAUGGACGGACUGCCAUCGCUCUCGCUCUCGAUUGUAACAGAGCAGACUAAGGGCGCAAAGGCCUACUUCAAUCUGCUCCAAGGCAUCGCACGCAUGAGUCAAGGCCAAGCGAUGGCGCAUGCUUUGGCAGCCAUGAUUGCGACGCAGCGAGCCAACUUGUCCUCUGCUAACACGAGCAAGAAGACCGCAACAGGUAGCCCACAAGAUGGAGUUGCGGCGGCCAAGGACGGCAGUUCGAGCAAGAAUGCAGACGAUGAAGCAACGGAUCUGCUCGAGCUUGCCAACCGUCAUCACUUGGCUUCUAUCAAAGCCUUGCAGACUCAAGGGCAACCCAGCCGUCGUCGACGCUUUUCAGUCAUCGAGUCGAGCUCGAGCACACCUACCGCUGAGCUUCCGAUCGGCAGCAAUGCAGCUGUUAUGAUGCUUCUCAUUCUGGCAUGCAGCUCUGUUGGCAAGUCGCUCAUGCUGCCUUCGUACUUCAACCAGUGCGAGCAGUACCUUGCCGAUGCCGUUGAGCACGUCUCUUCGCAUCGACUCUUCCCUUCAGUGACCGGCGAGCCCACUGACGGCACUCCUGAAGAGCCACCCAUGUUUAUGCCCGAAAACCUCUCCAACUACGGUACGCUUCUCCUCCUGGGCACUGUGGUGGGUCUGUACGAGUGUUACCUCUCCCAGUACACUGCCAUCACCGACUGGGAUUACAAUCCCGCUCGAUUGCGUCGACUUCUGCCUUUUAACUGGAACGAGUCCGAUGCUGCUAUUUUUGAUCAGACGCGAAACACUGUAUCAGAGACGACGUACAGCGUUUCCAUGGUCACCUUUGAGCUCGUCAUCGAGACGCUCGACACGAUGCGAAAGUUCAAGCAAGCCGAGGCUAACGCUUACGGCGACCGCAAGAGUAGUCGUCGUGAGGCAGAAGAUGGCUCAGCAGCCCUCGACAGUCUUGCACAUAGAGAAGAGCUUGGUCUGAUCAUCCGCGAUCUGGAGGCCGGAACUUUCUGGAAGGGUGCCAUUGCCAUUCUCAGCGAGACUGAGCAGCUCCAGGUGCUCGACAGCAUCGACGGCAAAUUCUCACAAGACAAGGACGAAGACAAGAGCAGCAGGCAAAUGCCUCCUCCACCAGCUCUCACGAAUGGCGACACAUCCAGCACCGCCAUUCUCACGGCCUAUAGGUCGGGUUCGCUCUUUGUUACUCCUCAGACUGGCAGCGAGGCAGACAUCAAGCAACAACAGGUCAACCGACUCCGCCUUGGCAACCAUCUUUACCGCAACGCCCUUCUCGUCGAUCUGUACGUCACGGUCUUCAACCGUCCCGCUUCGAGCCAGAACAUUCGCGAUCUAGUAUCUCGCAGCAUCUCGCUCCUGGCCGCAGUACCGGACAAGUUGGAGUCGGGACUCAUGUGGCCCGCCGUCGUGCUCGGCUCGUACGCGCAGAACGUAUCUGAGCGCAACCAGGUUCGCCAAUUCGUGCAUCGAGCGCAGUGGAAAGGUACCUCAGGGCCAGCUUCGGCAGCAGAUGUGCUUGAACGAGUUUGGAGUGAGGACGCAGAAUCGUGGCGGGAAAGCGUCGCUUACUUUGGCAGCCCUUAUUUUUCUUAG
Molecule: messenger RNA, 2787 nt
Organism: Ustilago hordei
Lineage: Eukaryota; Fungi; Basidiomycota; Ustilaginomycetes; Ustilaginales; Ustilaginaceae
Exons: 1
Coding region: 1-2787 (928 amino acids)
Biological process (GO): positive regulation of transcription by RNA polymerase II
Cellular component (GO): nucleus
Molecular function (GO): DNA-binding transcription factor activity, RNA polymerase II-specific; transcription cis-regulatory region binding; zinc ion binding
Source: RefSeq, a predicted model, not a curated record